Messenger RNA from Paramuricea clavata, 207 nucleotides. The record is from the annotation of a GenBank genome assembly. Lineage: Eukaryota; Metazoa; Cnidaria; Anthozoa; Malacalcyonacea; Plexauridae.
AUGGCUAAUGAUGAACUAAUGAUGGAUUUUCAAAAACUAAAAGAGAAUAUACGCACUUUUUCAAACGGUGAAGCAAGAAUUAUUGAUUUUGACACGAAAGAACCAAGCAAGCAUAUUAAGUUGAAUUCCAUAAAGGCCGAGCAUUUGUAUUUCAAUUUUCCCCUUGGACUUCCUACUCAACUGGAGAUCAAAAGGUGGUAUUUCUAA